AUGCAGUCAUUCUUGCAAUACCAACGACUACGCCAGAGCCUACAACAGGCCAUUCAACUGCACCGUCCUGAUGAUCCCCAACCGAGAAAUCCCGAGAGCGUUCAAGGAGAGAAACCAGUUGAGUUACAUGAUGGACAGUGGGCGACCAUCCCGGGCAUCACCAUUCAACAACGUUCCUCAGAUGCGGCAACCAGCACUUACACGGUCUUCAUCGUCGGAUUCGACGGACCCGAUGACCCUCUCAAUCCUAAAAACUGGUCUCUGCGACGCAAAUGGACAACCUUGGGCAUUGUGGGAUCUACCGGCUUACUGGUGGGAUGGGCCUCUGCCAUCGACUCCGCAGUGAUCAAACAAGGCCAGGAAGAAUUCGGAGUCAGCGAGGUGGCCGAAUCCCUGGCCACAGCCCUCUAUCUCUUUGCCUUUGGGCUUGGAUCCCUCGUGGCGGCGCCAUUCUCCGAGACCGUGGGCCGCAACCCAGUCUACUUGGUGACGUUGUCGCUGCUGAUGAUCUUCAUCAUGGCGUCAGGGCUGGCGCCAAAUUUCGGCGCGCAGCUGGCUUUCCGAUUCAUCGCGGGUCUGUUUGGAUGCACGCCGCUGACCACCUUCGGCGGCAGCAUGUCGGAUAUUUUCAACCCCCUUGAUCGCACCUACGCCUUCCCCAUGUGCUGUACCUUGUCCUUCCUGGGCCCCUUCCUGGCGCCCAUGGUCGGAGCGUUCAUCGGCCAAAGCUCAGCCAUCAGCUGGCGCUGGACGGAAUGGACCUCGCUAAUCCUCGCCGGGCUGAUCACGACGGCCAUCUUCCUCUUCGUGCCGGAGACAUACAGUCCGGUACUCCUGCAAUGGAAGGCCCGCCAUCUUCGCGCCUUGACCGGAGAUGGGCGCUUCGUUGCGGAGAUCGAGCCGCGUCAGGCCAGCUUUGCCCGUCGACUGAUGAGCAGCUGCUCUCGACCGUUCGAAAUGUUCUUCCACGAGCUGAUGGUUGCCCUGUUUACGAUGUACCUGGUGGUCGUAUAUAUUGUGUUAUUUGGCUUCCUCACCGGAUACGACUUCAUCUACGGCAAGACGUACGGAUUCUCGCAGGGAUCGGUGGGACUAGCCUUUAUCGGCCAGAACGUGGGGUUUCUCGUCGCGUUUGCUCUCGUACCGUAUAUCUACAUCUCGUACAAACGACGACUAGAUGCGGCCCUAGCCAAGGGGGAGGCUGGUCUCCCGCCCGAGGAAAGACUCUGGUUCGCCAUGUACGGCGCCCCAUGGCUCCCCAUCUCGCUCUUCUGGAUGGGAUGGACCAGUUUCCCGCCUAUUUCGUACUGGUCCGCGCAGAUCGCCUCGGUCGCGUUUGGGUUCUCCGUCCAGGGAAUCUUUAUUUCCAGCUAUCAGUAUCUGAUCGAUACGUACGAGGAGUACGCGGCCAGUGCGCUGGUAAGUGCCACCUUCAUGCGUUAUCUGGCGGCGGGGGCGAUGGUCAUCGUGUCGAUCCCGAUGUUCGGCAAUCUGGGGGUGCAUUGGUCGCUGACUCUCCUGGGAUGUAUCUCGCUGGUGAUGACUCCAGUGCCGUACGUGUUUUAUCGCUAUGGGCAUUUUUUUCGAGCACGCAGUAGGGCGGCACAUAGCUUGGAUAAGAUAUGA
This is a messenger RNA of Aspergillus tanneri, 1626 nucleotides long. Its product is annotated as MFS transporter. Bases 1 to 1626 code for a protein of 541 amino acids. Gene Ontology annotation, molecular function: transmembrane transporter activity. The transcript has a single exon. The record is from RefSeq and is a predicted model, not a curated record. Gene Ontology annotation, biological process: transmembrane transport. NCBI's taxonomy places the organism in Eukaryota, Fungi, Ascomycota, Eurotiomycetes, Eurotiales, Aspergillaceae.